AUGCAGUGGAUAGAGGUGACAUAUGCAGGUCUGAUGAUAAGUUCCAGUUUGUGCUCUGUUUGUGGGAACACCGUACUGCUUCUCCUGCUGCUGUCUGACAGGAACCUGCAGACUGAGACAUGGACCCUGACGCUCAGUUUCAGCCUGAGUGAUCUGGCACUUGGACUGUCCACCAUCCCUUUCGGAGCCCAUAACAGCCUGUUCCGGCCACAGGGAUAUGCCAGCUCGAGCGCGCUGUGCCAAGGCAGUGCUUUUCUUUUCCUGCUGCUCCAGUUGGCCUCAGUCCACUCACUUACCUGGGCCACCAUUGACAAGUUCACGGAGAUCUGCUUCGCUCUCAAAUAUCCACGAAUCUUCAAUGCCCGCAGAACCAGAGUGAUUCUCACAGUCAUUUGGAUUUAUUCACUCUUGAAUGCAUCUCUCCCAUUGCUGGGUUUUGGAAAUUAUAGCUACAGCAGCAGCAGGUUUCUCUGUGCUCCCAGUUUUGAGCCUGCCAACACUGGCUUCAAUAUGUUUUUCAUAGUAGUGGGAAUCAUCAUGCCCAUUCUGGCAAUGUGCUCCAUGUAUGGCUACAUUGUGUACAUAGCCAGGAAUCAAGUACGACGAGGGACAUUUGUUUGCAACGAACACCACUGUUUUUAUGUGCCUGCAAAUAAUUAUUUCAAGAGCUCCAUUGUCAUGGUGACAACCACAGUGUGUCUGCUCAUUUGCUGGCUGCCAUACAUCACCAUCUGCUUCUAUGAGACUCUAACCGGAAGCGAGAGCCCUCAACCCGCUUCUGCUAUAGCCACCUGGCUCGUGCUCUUCACCUCCACACUCAACCCAUGGAUCAACUCCAUGUCCCAGACGUAA
This is a messenger RNA of Hemibagrus wyckioides, 852 nucleotides long. RefSeq names its product histamine H2 receptor. The record is from RefSeq and is a predicted model, not a curated record. The coding region runs from base 1 to 852 and encodes 283 amino acids. Gene Ontology annotation, cellular component: membrane. Gene Ontology annotation, molecular function: G protein-coupled receptor activity. The transcript is spliced from 2 exons. Gene Ontology annotation, biological process: G protein-coupled receptor signaling pathway. Lineage: Eukaryota; Metazoa; Chordata; Actinopteri; Siluriformes; Bagridae.